This is a messenger RNA of Cuculus canorus (common cuckoo), 1490 nucleotides long. RefSeq names its product chromosome 14 C5orf47 homolog (gene C14H5orf47). NCBI's taxonomy places the organism in Eukaryota, Metazoa, Chordata, Aves, Cuculiformes, Cuculidae. The transcript has 5 exons. The coding region runs from base 289 to 603 and encodes 104 amino acids. The record is from RefSeq and is a predicted model, not a curated record.
CUGAGCAGCUAAGUGCGCUAAAAUUCUGGGAAAUGACAUGGAGCAGCGGUUCAGUGCCAAAGGAAAAAUCAAUGCUGCUUGUUCUUCUAAGUGGGUGGAGAAAUCCCACUUGUCACCGUCUGUAUCUCAUGAGCCCGCAGCUGCAGCGCGGUGCAUUGCUGCCGAGCACCUUCCCAGGAAGGACUCCUGCCUGUGAUGGGUGUCCCUGGGUCCCACACAAUGCGUAUGAAUGCCUGCUGUGCCUUUGAGGACAAAAUGACAACAGGUAUUGAAACUAACUUCUUCUAAAUGCUGUUUGCCAGGUGUCUGGAGCCACCCACCCACGCCCUAGCAGGUGACCUUCAAGAUGCCAAGGCUGACACCUUUGACUUUCCCUUCCCUUCAAGAAAUGUUGAUAAAGUAAUUAAACGAAAGAAGAAAAAGUCUGAAGUCUGGCUUAAGGUCUGGAAAGUAAUUUCAAAAAUGCUUGAAGAAAAUGAAAAGUUCCGAAGUCGACUCUUGACUUGCAAUCAGUUUAAUAGAGAAGGCAAUGCUAUGAACCAAAGUUCACAGAAUGAGGCAUCCUACCUGGACAGGGAGGAGACCAUCUUUGGCUGGGUAUAGCAAGAAAAUAAAGGAAGAUUCAAUUCAAAAGUAAAUAUAAUGUAGUGAAAGUUUUUAAGUUUUUUGUUUGAUCUAGUUCUUACUGAAGUCAGUGGCAAGGCUGUAAGUGAUUUCUGUGAACACAGGUUCUCUGUUCUUUGUUUGUUGUAUGUGGAUCUACUGAUUAAGAGGUUUGUUUUUACAGUGUCUUAAACAGCUCUGUUGCGAGAUAUUUAUUUCAAGUCAUUAAGUCUAGUGUUUCACUUAGCUAUUAGUUUUCAAAAGCUUUUUAACGAGCAUAAUAUUGUGACAGUUUGCUUGCGAAAUAAUAGAGAUACACAUUUAGGGUUGACUCUGUAUUUAUAUCUAUUAUUUUGUAGCUUGUCAGAACCAUAAACAAACACAAAUUCAGUAAGGCAGAACUCCACACAAGAUACAAAGAAACAAUUUUUUUUCUUACUGAUUUGAAUAAAUUUGACUUUAUUAUGUUAAAAUAAUACACAAUUAUCCUUCUGUUCAUUCAUCCAUUUAUACAUGAAUCUCAGCAAGUAUUUUGAAUAUGAAACCAGGUGAAUGUUUUCUGUCUUACUGUUCAUUGUGAAGCACACAAUGAUAUCAUCAUAAUCAGACAGUAUUGUUUAUGUAACUGACUUCAAUAACACAAUAUAGUUUUCUUCUGUUACACAGUUUCGUACUUGAACUCUUGAUUGACUGUUAAACCUUUUAAACUAGCAAAUUGUGUAAAUGGAAUAUGAAGACUGCAUAAAAAUAGUAUGUAUGUGGAUUUCCUCUCUGUAGAUAAAGCAUUCACCUGUCAAAAUUAGACAUCCUUGGUUUCAAUAAAAGGAUUGUUUUCUCAUUGCAUAAUGUUUGCAGAUAUAAUGACUGGAAUGUCAUGAGUGCUGAGC